AUGCCGCAACAAUAUCCGUACGGCCAGGCUUCGCCAUAUCUGCCCGGUCAAUACGCUCCGCAACCGCAGCUCUAUCCGCCCAGUCAAGGAGGAAGCAGACCAGCAAGCCUCGAGCACCAAUCGCAGCGGUAUCCGUCUCAAGAUUAUCCGACUGGUCAACCACACUAUCCUCCACCACAAUACCCUCCUCCGGAAGGCCUCCCUUCCCUAGCUCAAGAGUAUCAAUAUGCUCCCCCGUCGGCUCAACAGCUACCUCCUCCUCCUCAACAACAACUAGGCAGACCCUACAUACUCCUUUUCCAGCCCACCCCUCAAAAACAUAUCCGCUCGCUGACGCCCCUGGGUUCCACCACCCCGACAAAUAUAGUUACCUACAACCGGCCGCUGAUCUACUCCUCGGGCUUGGACAUCACCCUCAUCGCCACCACUUCCGGCUCCCAAGUGGCCACGGUAAACUGGCACACCUGGUCCGGCAAAAUCGACCUGACCUUCUCGGCUACGAGCCGCCAAAUCACGUACAAGAACAGCUUCGAACCCACCGGGGGCUCAGCAGGAGGCACAGGCGCUGCCGCGACGACCACCAGCCUCGGCAGGCUGUUCUGGACCGUCACCCGGGGGGAUGAAAAACAGGCCGAUCUCAAGUGCACGGACCGCACGGGCGCGGUGGUCUGCACCGUCGUCCUGUACGGCAAGCUGCGCAGCGGGAAGAUCGAGACCUGGAGACAGGGGCUGGACAAGGAGCUCUUUGAACAGGUCGUCGUCAGCGCCGUCGUCGAGGUAGAGAAUUGGAAGCGCAAAAUCGAUGGUCGGAAUAGUAGUAAUCCUGGCGUCAUUGCCGAUGGGGUCGAGGCUGCAUUGGGGAGUUGA
Molecule: messenger RNA, 867 nt
Organism: Cladophialophora bantiana CBS 173.52
Lineage: Eukaryota; Fungi; Ascomycota; Eurotiomycetes; Chaetothyriales; Herpotrichiellaceae
Exons: 2
Coding region: 1-867 (288 amino acids)
Source: RefSeq, a predicted model, not a curated record